CGAGGAUAAGUCGCUAUGGGACACGGUAGUGCAAUGAAGUUAUCGGCGACAUUGCUGGUGUUGCUUCAUUUGUCAAUGCACGUUGUCGAUGAAGGGCAGGCUGUUAACCCGAGUUGUUCCUGUAUUCGCUUCACUUCUACAAACGGAAAGGAGCGCGGUACAUUUAGUAGUCCGGACUAUCCGCUGCCGUACACACGGGACAUCUGCCUCCUCUACACCUUCAUAGCCGCACCUCAUCAGAUAAUUGAACUGAUGUUCACAGAUUUCGACGUGUACAAAGAUGAUGUUGAAUGCAACCAAGGUGAUUAUGUGAAGAUCUAUUGGGAAGUCCAAGGCCCUGGUCCACCAGGUGCCAUCAACGAACGCUCUGCCUGGUCCAGAGCGCUGUGUGGCAACAGAGCCGACGUGCCACCGGCUUUGUACUCUCCUGGACCAUCCCUAAUCCUGGAAUUUUAUACGAGCUCAAGGCAAAAUAACAACACAGGAUUCCUCGGAACCUACAACUUUAUUGACAGACGUCUUUUUGAAACCGAAGGCGUCCAAAUACCGGGAACUGAAUGCGACUACCAGUUCAGCCGGUCCGGCAACCGUCCGACUCACGGUCGGCUGUACAGCCCACGUUACCCGUCCAUUUACCCCAACAAUGUUCGCUGCUCCUACCAUUUUCACGCAAGGCCAAAGGAUCGCGUGAAGAUAGUAUUUGAAGAAAUCUCCUUACAAAAAGGGGAUAUAAGUUGCCUGCGACGUGCGGAUAUCAUCAAAGUAUUCGAUGGGAGGGACACGAACGCGCCAACUAUCGCCAUGUUAUGUAACGAGAUUACAGGUUACGAGGUACUGUCAACGGGUCCCUCACUGCUGCUACAGUUCACUGCCAAUUCUGCGUCCCCGGGCCAGGGGUUUGCAGCCACCUACCAUUUCCAACCGCCCCCCGACUCAACUGCAGCUGAUUCAGAUCGCCUUUUGAAGCUGAGCUUCGGAAAAGCAUUCGAAUCACUGGGGCCUGAAGUUAGCGCCACAACUUCAUCCUGUCACCAGGAGUUCAAUAGUGAUGGGACGAAACAUGGUACCCUGACAUCACCUCACUAUCCUCUUGCCUACCCACCAAACACGCACUGCCACUACGAAUUUUUCGGGAGAGGAAAAGAGAGAAUAAGAUUAUUGUUUCAAGAUUUCUUGUUGUAUAAAUCUUCCGAUGGAUCUUUAAGCUGUACAAAUGUGGAUUCUCUUCAAGCCUUCGUUAAUGUAGACGGGCGGUUAGAAAACGUCGCUACAUUUUGUGGAGUCGACCUUCCUAAGCCAAUUAUGUCGAACGGUCCAAAGUUAAUGCUCGAAUUCCGGGGAACCCACUCGUCGAGGCAUUCAAGAGGAUUUAAAAUAUCUUAUUCGUUCGUAGAAAAUUUUGGAAUAACAACAGGACGUCAGCUGAAAGAAUUUCCUUGUGCAUUUGUAUAUAAUAGUAGCGAAGCGCACAAUGGAACAUUCGCAUCGCCAAACUCGCCUGGACCGUAUCCAAGAGACACUGAGUGCUCUUACUUUUUCCACGGUGGACAAACAGAGAAGGUUCACUUACACUUUACUCACUUUGAUGUGGAAGGUGUAUUACCAUGCGAGGCGGUAUCCGCAAGCGAUUACGUCGAAUUUUCAAACUACAUGACUGAAGAUAAUAGGUACGGUAGAUAUUGUGGGCAGAUGAAGGAAUUUCACGUGGAAUCUGAGAGGAACUUCUUCAAAGUAACAUUCCGGUCGAACGAUCGAUUAGACGGGACUGGAUUUAAAGCGAUAUACCAAUUUUUAGAGGCUACAGAUGAAUAUCAAGCUCCAAUCUUUGAUAAGGCUCCGAAAUCUUUGCGUUUGGUUGCUGAGCUGGUUCUCUUGUCUGUCAUCGCAACUCAUUGGCAUCGCCGACUAUAUCAUUGAUCAAGUGAUAUUAGAAUUAAUAUAAAUACUAUUAGUCUAAUAAUAAUCCUGUACAUUUUGUACUAUAGUCUGCGCCAAACACUGUAAUUUAAAUGUAGAAAUGCAAUAUUUUCUAUAAAAGUAUCUAUUAAGUUUCGUCUACUAUUACCAACUAAAGCAAUAUACCUAACACAAUAAAGUUUUAUU
Molecule: messenger RNA, 2103 nt
Organism: Vanessa atalanta (red admiral)
Lineage: Eukaryota; Metazoa; Arthropoda; Insecta; Lepidoptera; Nymphalidae
Gene: Sol1
Product: suppressor of lurcher protein 1
Exons: 14
Coding region: 16-1917 (633 amino acids)
Cellular component (GO): plasma membrane
Source: RefSeq, a predicted model, not a curated record